Rubroshorea leprosula is the source of this 1215-nucleotide messenger RNA. NCBI's taxonomy places the organism in Eukaryota, Viridiplantae, Streptophyta, Magnoliopsida, Malvales, Dipterocarpaceae. The record is from the annotation of a GenBank genome assembly.
UCGCCUUGUACCAGUAAAUAGGUGGAGUUAAUACCCAUUUCCAAAAAUAGUUGGGGAUCGAGAGAGAGAGAAGGGGGAAAAUGAAAAUGGUGCAAGAGGAAAUCCGAAAGGGUCCUUGGACAGAACAAGAGGAUAUCCUUCUUGUCAACUUUGUGACCCUAUUUGGGGAUAGAAGAUGGGACUUUAUAGCCAAAGUUUCAGGUUUGCAAAGGUGGCGGGCGAACAGAUGAUAAGCAAUCUAAUUAGGAGAUGGCCAACUUUUCGAAGGGACCAUCCUUUAACCCAUGAUUUUGUUGUAGGUUUAACAAGAACCGGAAAAAGUUGCCGGUUGCGAUGGGUUAAUUACCUGCACCCUGGCCUCAAGCGGGGGAAGAUGACCCCUCAAGAAGAGCGCCUUGUGCUGGAACUUCACGCAAAAUGGGGAAACAGGUGGUCCAGAAUUGCCAGAAAAUUACCUGGGCGAACAGAUAAUGAGAUAAAGAAUUACUGGAGAACCCAUAUGAGGAAAAAGGCUCAAGAGGGGAAAGGGUCUAUAUCCUCGUCAUCUUCCAAGGGUUCUUCCUCAUCAUCAACUAUCACUACAGUUGAUUCCUUAGCUUUCCCAGAUGCUGGAAAAGCAAACUUUUAUGACCCAGCAGGCCCUGAUAUGAGGGGUUUGGAAGAGAAGAAAAGUGAAGAAAUAGAAGAUGAAAAGGGGAACUCCAUGGAUGAUAUAUGGAAGGACUUUGAUCUUUCUGAAGAAAACACAAUAAAACCUGUAUGUGACACCUACUGUAAAGAAGGUUGCAAUUUCUCUGACCCUUUAGUUGCUUCUCCAUCAUGGGAGCACUGUUGGGACACACUCUGGAAGAUAGAUGAAGAAGAAAGUAAGAUGCUUCUCCCUACCAAUCAAUUCCUUUCUUUUCAAGAAUAUGGGAGGGAACUUUUAAUCGGCUAACUAGAUUUCAUUAAUUUAAUUUUUCUUCAUAUGUAAAAUAUCUCUAAGGAAGCUCUCCCCUGUAAUAGUUUUGUUUUCUCUAAGCUUUCUGGUACCACUGCAAUGAUCCUAUUGCAGUAACUUUAGUGUAUGUCACUAUGUUUGUGUGGUUUUAAUUUUUCAGAGUAAGAGAGAGCCCUUAGAAAUCUACCUUAAGGAGAUUGGUAUAUCCAUGUUCAUGAAUGUGAUGUAUAAUACGCCUUUGAAGCUUAAACUUUGAAUCAAAGUGGUGCUCUUUA